AUGUCUUUCCGGCCAAUGUUCCGCCAGCGGGCUGUGGCCCCAUUCGCUGCCACUCUCUUGGCUGGAGGUGUCGCUCUCGCUCCCCGUCGCACCGCGUGGGCUGAAGAACCCCAGGACUUGAGAAAGCCAAUCUAUGAUGACUUCCCCACCGAGACUCCGGAGCUCCCUAAGACGCCCUCUGCCGUUGUGCCCCAGCCGUCCUCGCCCUCGUCCUCGUCGUCUCCGACUCCCACAGAUAUCCUGACCGCCCAGAUCCGACAAGCCCGUCUCUUCCUCUACAACAACUCCCUGGCUGCGGAGAACUGCUUCAACGACUUCCUGUCCCGGGCCCUUCACAUUGAGAACGCUUUCACCAACACCGUUGCCUCGCUGGCCCCGUCCCCGGAGUCCGGAGAGCGUCUGCUUCCCGGCGGAGUGUACGUCGUCGUUGCCGCCAUGGCCGGCUCGAUCGUGUCGCGGAACCGCGGCAUCUUUCUGCGCUCCGCCUCGCCGCUUGCCUUCGGUACCGUUGCCGCUUGGUCGCUUUUACCCGUGACGAUGCGCAACGUUUCCGACCUGGCUUGGGAGUACGAGAAGAAGGUCCCCGCCGUGGCGGAACAGCACCUCCUGAUCCGGGAGAAGGCCGAACACAUCUGGUCCACGGGUAUUGCGCACAGCGGAAUGGCACGGGCCAUGAUGGAGAAGAAGAUCGGCGACACCCGGAAGAAGCUGGAGGAGCUGGUCAGCAAGGGCCAUUAG
Molecule: messenger RNA, 738 nt
Organism: Aspergillus melleus
Lineage: Eukaryota; Fungi; Ascomycota; Eurotiomycetes; Eurotiales; Aspergillaceae
Product: MICOS complex subunit MIC26/MIC27
Exons: 3
Coding region: 1-738 (245 amino acids)
Biological process (GO): cristae formation
Cellular component (GO): MICOS complex; mitochondrial crista junction
Source: RefSeq, a predicted model, not a curated record